Molecule: messenger RNA, 366 nt
Organism: Aspergillus tanneri
Lineage: Eukaryota; Fungi; Ascomycota; Eurotiomycetes; Eurotiales; Aspergillaceae
Exons: 1
Coding region: 1-366 (121 amino acids)
Source: RefSeq, a predicted model, not a curated record
AUGGCGCAACGGCCCAAUAACACCGACCUCCCACCCAAAGAGACAACUCAACCCUUGAAGGGGAAAGGACCGCAUCAACAAAACGACCCAGGCGACUGGGAGUCGCAGGAACGGGAGCCAUGGGCGAAUGCGAUGGAGUGCGUUCAGGGACAGGCACAGAUGUACUGCUAUCCACGCGUGGUAUUCGAGGUUUUCGAACCGCACGUCUAUACUCCCCUUACCAGCCCAGCCGCCCUCUCCUGCGCAGCAGGGCGACGAGACUGGGGAAGUCCAACAAACGUGCGAUGUUCAGUAACCAUAGAAACAGCCAAAGGACCAGCGGCAACCUCCGGAGCGACACAAGGGUGUCGCUGGCCAGUACAAUAA